This is a messenger RNA of Pungitius pungitius (ninespine stickleback), 1250 nucleotides long. Its product is annotated as transmembrane protein 237A-like. Gene Ontology annotation, biological process: cilium assembly. The coding region runs from base 49 to 1176 and encodes 375 amino acids. The transcript has 11 exons. The record is from RefSeq and is a predicted model, not a curated record. Gene Ontology annotation, cellular component: ciliary transition zone. NCBI's taxonomy places the organism in Eukaryota, Metazoa, Chordata, Actinopteri, Perciformes, Gasterosteidae.
GUCUGUUUCUUCGGAGCCGCAGAACAAGUCGGCUGCACAGAGAGACCGAUGCCGACCGUCAGGAGCAAGAAGAAGAAGCCAAAGAAGGACAUCGUGGAUGCAGAGGAGCCGGGGGACGUUGGCGCGGAGGUGGAGAUGGAGGAAGUGACCAAUAGAAGCCACUCUGUCAGCAGGGACCCGUUGACCCCGGAGCCGCACGAUGCUGCACCACAGAAGAAGAAGAAAAAGAAGAGGGCGUCUACUAUAGAUCAGGAAGCAGAGCACGCCGACGUGCCGAACGGCAACAUGGCGCAGCCCGACGUGGACGCAGAGGAACUGGCGUCCGCAGGAAUAAGCAGGAAGACAAAAAGGAAGAAGAAGGCCAAGGCGGCGGAGCAGAUCAACAGUGACCCGCUGGUCGAGGACGACGACCUCGUCACGGACGCCGAGUCCCCGAUCCCCCAGCAUUCCCUGUUCUCCGCCCCGCACGGACACAGCCAGCCGCUCGGCAAAGUCUUUGUGGAGAGAAACAGGCGUUUCCAAGCAGAGCGAGUCGAGCAGAACCGUCACUCGGAGCUGAUGGACGACUACCUGGACCCCGGACAGAUCUGGAACACCAGAGACGUCGCAUUGAGGGUCCACAGUGGCUUCAGGGUGAUCGGACUGUUCUCUCACGGUUUCCUGGCCGGCUACGCGGUGUGGAACAUCAUAGUCGUGUACGUGCUGGCCGGCGAGCAGAUGACCACGCUGCCCAACCUGCUGCAGCAGUAUCACCUCCUGGCCUACCCGGCUCAGUCCCUGCUCUACCUGCUGCUGGCCAUCAGCACCGUGUCGGCAUUCGACAGGGUGAACUUGGCCAAAGCCUCCAUGGCGCUGAGAGGCUUCCUCACUCUGGACCCUGCUGCUCUGGCUUCGUUCCUGUACUUCAUAGCCCUGAUCCUGUCCCUCAGUCAGCAAAUGACCAGCGAUCGCAUCAACCUCUACCCCACAGCCAACCAGACUCUGUGGCCCCCGGGGUCAGAGCAGCAGAUCCUGCGGCCGUGGAUCGUGGUGAACCUGGUGGUGGCCAUGUUGGUGGGCCUGUCCUGGGCCGUGGUCUCCACCCGGCCCGACGUAGACUACACAGAAGAGUUCUUGAUGUCAAUGGAGGUGGAGGCCUUCCCAAGAGGAGACGAGACUCUGGACAUCCCCGCGUGAAAAGCGCCGACCCCGUACAUGUAAUGUGUGUUUUUGUACCAAAGGUUAUGUAGCCCUUUAUUUUGCUUAUUUUG